UGUUUCUGCGCCAUCAUGUGGAUCUUUGCUGAGGUAACUUGUGCAGUUGUUAGCUCGGGUUAGAGAAGAGUAAAUAAACAUUAAACAAUGUGGCUGCACCGCAACAGCGUCUGUACAGGAGCUCAAAUACUAAAGAAAAUCAAAUUCAACACGUUUCCAUGUUGUGUUUUAAGCACUGAAGCAGAUCGAGUGAUUCAUGAGAGGAGAAAGCAGCGCUUUACUGUCAGACUGAACAGUGAAGAAGCAGUAGAGAGUGCGGUGCUAAAAUACUCCUACAUGAAUGAUAAACAUGUGCAUUUAUUAUCGACUGAAGUUCCAGAGAGGUUCAGAGGUAAAGGAGUAGCAGCGAGUCUGGCCAAGGCUGCACUGGACUUUGUGGUCAAAGAGAAUCUAAAAGCAACCAUCUCCUGCUGGUAUAUUAAAAAAUAUGUAGAUGAAAAUCCACAUCAAAGAUAUGAUGCACACAUUGAAGAUUAACUUUAAAAAGAGCCUUUACAACACCUACUAAAUUAGUCCUGGUUUUCCAAUCUGACCUGGAUAAAGUUGAGCCAGUUAAAUGCCGUUAAAUUAGUAUGCAAAUAAAUCAGUUUGUCAUCAUUGUAAUUAUUAAAGAAACAAGUUAUCCAACACUGGGGCUGUGUAAAAAGUACUUAUUACAUAGAUAAUUCAUUUAUUUAAAUUGAUGAUGUUUAAUUAGACCAUGUUUUUGGGCCUGUUGUUUAAAUGUAGAUGUAUUCCACAAUAAAAACAUUAUACCAAGAGUCAAA
Messenger RNA from Trichomycterus rosablanca, 767 nucleotides. Its product is annotated as protein NATD1-like. The coding region runs from base 88 to 477 and encodes 129 amino acids. The record is from RefSeq and is a predicted model, not a curated record. The transcript has 3 exons. NCBI's taxonomy places the organism in Eukaryota, Metazoa, Chordata, Actinopteri, Siluriformes, Trichomycteridae.